This is a messenger RNA of Epinephelus lanceolatus (giant grouper), 2073 nucleotides long. Lineage: Eukaryota; Metazoa; Chordata; Actinopteri; Perciformes; Serranidae. The record is from RefSeq and is a predicted model, not a curated record.
CAGGACAUAGUAAUGUCGAGCUACAUAUUUAACACCUGAACACAUCUGAUUGUAUUAUUAAUGAUUUUUAUCUACAUCAUUUAUUCUUCAUUCAGACUGAGGAGAUGCUGGUUGUCAGAGAUCAGCUGUGUUUCACUGGCCUCAGCUCUGAAGUCCAACCCCUCCCAUCUGAGAGAGCUGGAGCUGAGUGACAACAAGCUGCAGGAUUCAGGAGUGAAGCAGCUGUGUGAUUUUCUGGAGAGUCCACACUGUAAACUGGAGACUCUGAGACUGAGGGGCUGCAGUUUGUCAGAGAUCAGCUGUGUUUCACUGGCCUCAGCUCUGAAGUCCAACCCCUCCCAUCUGAGAGAGCUGGACCUGAGUGGAAACAAGCUGCAGGAUUCAGGAGUGAAGCAGCUGUGUGAUUUUCUGGAGAGUCCACACUGUAAACUGGAGACUCUGAGACUGAGGGGCUGCAGUUUGUCAGAGAUCAGCUGUGUUUCUCUGGCCUCAGCUCUGAAGUCCAACCCCUCCCAUCUGAGAGAGCUGGAGCUGAGUUUCAACAACCUGCUUGAUUCAGAUGUGAAGCAGCUGUGUGAUCUGAAGGAGAGUCCACACUGUAAACUGGAGACUCUGGACUGGAGGCCAUGAGAGGAUCAGCUGUGUCCUGAUGAUCCAGAGGGAGACUCUGACUGGACCAUGUUACUGGGAGGUAGCGUGGAGAGGAGAGCUUCAUCCAGUAGUGACUGACAGGAGUCACAGGUGGAGAUGACUCUCAGUGCUGCAGCCUGAACUGCUCUGAGAUCAACUCCACUGUCAGACACAAUGUGAAGUCCACCAUCAUCCCUGUGUGUUCCUCUGGAUCUGACAGUAUCAUCAUCAUCAGUGUGUCAAUGACUGCUCUGUCCUUCUACAUUGAAACUCCUCCACUCCUCCUGCUCUACACUCAACCACCUCCUCCACCCUCCACCUGGACCUCACCUGAAUCUGACUGCAGAUUUUUACUGUUAAUGACGACAUGGGGUCAGACUGGGAACAAAAUUCGGCCCUGGCAUUUUUCAUCUGGACAUUUCACAUUUCGCACCAGUCCGAGCCUGUCUCCACCCUGUUAGUCUGGCUCUCUGGAUGUGGACUGUGGCUAUCAGCCUGCCAUGGGGCUGCUGAUUACAGCCGUCAUUCUCCCUUCCUUUAACUAUCUGCGUGUUCGUGUUUCCAAAUCCUUCACUACAGGAAACAACAACAACCUGCGAGCUAACAACUUACACACUGAAGAUGGCGAGUUGUGUCAAAGAUUUGGAUCGUGCAAUAAGGCGUGUUUGCUUUGUUGUUUCAGGGAAUUGUUUUAAAAAUCUACAACAAAUCAAACAACUUGUGAACGCACCUCAGAAAAGCCUCGACUCCGUCUUGCAGGACUAUCAUGCCUGAUGUCCAUCUGUUUUCUGACUUGGCCAGUCAGAGUUGAUAUGUCACAUCUUGUAACUCUGGCAGCAGCAUGCUCCAGUCACCGUGACUUAAGGGGGAACUAAACCCCCCUCUCUGGGCAUUACUCCGCCCACUGCUUGAUUUAAAAAAAAUCAGAAAAGAUCAGGUGAGCGGCUGAGGAAGGGGGGCAGAGUGAAGAUUGUCCCUCCCUGCGGGGAGAGGAGAGAGGGCUUUUCACUGUGCCGAUGGUGUCUUAGAAACCCCCCCCCCCAACUGUGUCACACGGGCAGAAGGGAAGGGACUUAUUUUAUCCUACUUAGUUCUAUUUCUCCCUCUCUGGGAGCCUGGGCUCACCACGCAGCAGCCCACCGCAUCCAUCCACCCCUCCCUCCUUCGCGGUCCCACAGAUAUACUCCCGAGGCUCGGCUCUCUGUCACGGCACAGCGGCCCUCCACUUCCCUCACUCGCCGCACUGCACAUAUACUCCCGAGCCUCAGCGCCUCUCCUUGACCAACUAAUCUAAAUACUAUAAACACACUACUAACUGUAAACCGACACUAAAAUACACUAUUCUAACAAUACAAUUUGACAAAUUCCUAGCUAUUCUCUCUGCUCUGAUCCAACCUACUCGCUAUCAGUUUGAUAACUGCGGACAGAAUGGUUUUAUAGUAA